AUAGAUCGACAUUUCGUUAGCUUACACAAUCUUGGACAAAGACAUUGUCAGUCCUCAUGAAGCAGCUCUUCCUGAGCGUGCUGCCAACUUACAUCUGAUCCCAAAAGACUACACGGAGGAAUUGGAAAUUACACCUGACGAAUUGUCGACCUAUAUGAAAGGAUCUAAAAAUAUGAAGGCCCCAGGUUUCGAUAAUACCCUGAACUUGGAACUCAAGAACAUCAGUCUCCAAUUCUACAUCAUUGGGCACUGAUUUUAAAUCAGUGCCUGUGAUUUAGCUACUUACUCUCGAGGGGCGAUUCACUAUACUACUAUACUGAAUUGAAAAUACACAUACGAAAAAAAUACACAGAAAUACAAAAAUACACAAUAAAUUCAAAAUUUAAUUAAAAAUACGCCACAUUCGAAAAAAUACAAAAAUUCAAAAUAAAAAUGCAAAAAUGUUCCAAUACGCGAGAAAUACAAUAACAGUUCGAAUUCGAUUUAAAUGCAUAAAUACGAUAGAAUUCAUGCAGCAGUGUACGAAUUCGGGAAUAAUGCGACGAUUACGUUAGAAAAUUUCCAUAAUAUUGAUGUUUACAAACAUCGGGACUGGACACCUGGCGACACCUGAAGCUGGAUAGGAUCCAAGCUUCCGGAACUUACCCAGAGCAAAAUCCGUCAUCCAAGCCGUCAACAAACUCCAUCGGGGAAAACAAUCCGUUAUUGGGUGAAUCUUAUUCAAAGGUUGCUGAUAAUGAUGCGGAAGAAGGUUCGUCAAUUUUUUGGAUCAUGUGAAAGAAGAACGCAGAGAUUAUUACUCAUGAGGAUAUUUUCCCAAAGUAAUUCCAGCGAAGAUUAAUCCCUGUGAAGUUCUAUCGGAUAUUGAUCAAGGGGAAGCUUUUUCGAAGUUUCCCCCAAGUGGAAUCUCUUGCUCUUUACUCCCAAAAUAAAUUUCUACGAAGACUCUUCCAAAAGCCGUAAUUCAAUUCCCCCUUAAAUUCCGCUAUGAGGAACUUCCUCGAAGAUUGCUUGAAGAAUCCCUUCCGGAAAUUUUCGAGAUAUUUAUACCGGGAUUUCUCUCUCCAUGUGCAUCUAACCCUUGAUCUAACCACAAACUUAGAGUUUGUGAUCUAACGGAAUUCCGCUACUAUGACAUACUCCUGGAAUUCUUUCACGAUAUUCACAUCAGCAUUUCUUCAAGAAUUCGUAAUAAUAAUUCUCCCGGCAGUGCCAUCACAAUUCUGUCAUAUAUGUCCACCGAAAUUUUUUCAUCAAUUUCGUCUUCAAUUCCACCAUGAAUUCCUUCGCCGAUUCUGAGGUCGAUUCCUUGACUUCUGGAGACAUUCCAGGAGAAGCUGACGGAAAAAUAUCAAGGCAAAAUGCUGGAAGAAUCCCAGGUAAAAGUUUCAGGAGGAAUCCGAGAUUGUAGAAGGAAUUCCUGGAGCCCUAGAAAGAAGUUCAGUGAAAGUUUCUGUGCCAAGCCACGACUAAUCUUAGAAGUCCCGGAGGAAUCACAAAGUCGUUCGUGUUUUUCCAAAACCUGUAGGAUGCCUGCGUCGAAUGCUAUGCUGAUCGGUGCUAUUUUGGUUGGGUGGAAAUGGUGGUUCAGUAACAGAAAACAAUACAAAUAUUGUAUUCUGUUUGCAGUAUUCGAAAACUUGGCUGAAUUUCGGCUUGUUUACAAACAUACAAUUCCCAAAUGCAGAAUGUGAAAAACAAUUCAAAAAUACACAUUUAUUUGAAAAAUACUCAAUUAUUGCAUCAAUACAUACCAAUUCUAAUUAAUUCCCAAAAGUGCAAAUCAAUGCACUAAUACAAAAAAUACAUGUCAAUGCACAAAAAAUACACCAAUUCGAUUUUCAAUACACAGGCCUGCAUCGAAAAUACAUGAGUGAAUCGCCCCUCGCUUACUCUCAUCCUGGAAAUCAGUUAAAAUCAUCCCCAUCAUCAGGAAAUCUGGGAAGGAUCCUCCCUCAUUCAAAAGCUACAGACGCAUUAGCUUUCUCUCAGCGUUGUCUAAACAGUUCGGUUUUCGCCGCGGCCGAUCCACCGUGCACCAACUGUUUCGAGACACAAACAUCAUCAGACGGAACAAGUCCCUUAUUCCAAAGCCUCCGUUAUGGCGUUGCUCGAUGUUGAAAAAGCAUUCGACAACGUCCUGGCACGAUGGCCUGGUGUUCAAGCUGCAGCAGUCGUACGGUAGUAAACACAAUCUUCGCAACUACAGUAGACGUUCGAUAAGUGCAACAUGUUUACGUUUCAGUUACCGAAUGAAAUUCGCUAACUGCAACGACUGACAGCCGUCAAACAGUUGUCAAAUGCUGUUGGACGCAGCCAGAAUGCACUCAAAAACAUCGCAAUGCAGGUGAAGUGCAUCCGAAAAACAUCGCAACUCUGUUGACGUUUUGUUUUUGACAGAUAGCGGUGCGAUAACUGCAAAAUUGUUGCACUUAGCGGACUUGCAGUUAAAAAACAUUGCAGUUAAACCGUUUGCACCGAGCGAACGUCUACUGUAUCUGGUAGUUUAAUAAUUAUUGUUUAUCGUUAAACCUAUCUUUCUUUUCUGGACAACACAAUCCUGCUGGAGCUAGCAAUAUAGGUGAAUACAUAACGAAGCCUCGAAUUUUCAAGAGCACAAAUCUGAGGAACCAAAAGACGGAUUGCGCUGAAAAGUUGAUCGAUUAGUAAUCCGCUGGAGGUGAUUUUUUUUUGUUCGUCAGAGAUCUAAAGAACGCAGCCUUCAUGACCAUCAGUCAGAAGAAGAAAGACGUCUAUUUUGUUUGUAAACAAUAUUGGUUCGAAGCGACGUCAGCAGGGACGCCAGUCUUUCCUAUUCAGUGCAAUCCAUUUCCGAAAAAAAAAGUCCAACGCAAUGACGACGGUCAACCCAUCAGCAUCACGGGAAGCUACAACCGGAACCGGUGGAAAGACCUUGAAGCCCAUCAAAACCAGGAUGCGCUUCAAGAAGGACGACGUUCGCCAGUGCCGGCUCUGUUUACGAAUGCUUCCGCGGGACGGCUUCCGCCUAACGGGUGAGCAGUCCGACGACGGUCGGAGCGACUUCCGGCGCCGGAUUGACGAUGCCGUCGGAGUGAAAAUCGUCGACCAAGACCGAGUUAGGUCCGUAUGCAGUGGUUGUGCGCUUCUGGUGGACAUGAUAAGCGAGUUUCGGGGAACCUGUCGUAAGGCGGAAACUAUUCAUAGGGGGCGACUACUGAUGAUGCACCCCGGAAGUUGGGCUAGUGAAGAGAACAAGAAAACGUUGGAGGAUUGUCGCAACCUGGUGAAACGCAACGCAGCCGAGAUGGAUGUGUUGUUCAAGUAUUACGAGCAGAAGAAUGUGGAGACCCAGCAGCGACUGGAACGGAAGGCCAAACAGCAAUCCGCGAAUGGACCACAGAUAGGUCGGCUGCCGAGGACUCUGUUCAACGAGGACGAUGACUUGGACAUGACUCUGCUGCAGCCCACUGCGGCACCGAAUCCAUCGUUGGGGUCCGCAGUCCAGUCGAAUCGUGGUGCUGAGAAAGGAUUGGCCUUGUGUGAUAUUUGCGGUAAAAUUAUGGAGCCAUACAAUAUGCAGUACCAUAUGAACAAGCAUACGGGAGACCGGCCGUUUGCUUGCGAGCAGGAAGGUUGCGGCCAGAGAUUUUUCAACUUUAAAGUGCUACAGUAUCACAUUCAAAGGGUGCACUGCGAAAGCAUGCUUGAGUGCAGCGUUUGCCAGCGUAAGGUAAAGGGGAAACUGCAACUUAAGAUGCACAUGCUGGUCCACCAGGACAGCCGGCUGCCCAAUAAUCGGAAGACGGCAUGUAAGGUUUGCGGUAAAUUAUUUUACAAGGGUUACAUAAAGGAUCACAUGGCCGUUCACACGGGGAAGCUAGCACAUGCCUGUGAGUUCUGCGGUCGACGGUUUGCCGCCAGUAAUAAUCUGUGUACGCAUCGGAAGAAGGCUCAUCCGGAUGCGAAACCUAUUUCUAGUAAGACGUUCCAGCAGCAGCAGCAACAGAGCGAUUCUUCGAAUGACGGUUGAACACUGGAACCAGAACAUGGGCGUUUACUUGCAAAUACAUGGAAUGCUGUAUAUAUCUUCAGAACACGUCUGGUGUUACGUACGUGAAGUCAAGUGAUGGGUUCCGUAGUGCGAUUAAGCUGAAAUGUCCAGGGAACAAUACUACGUAUCACCAUUGCUACCGGCUGAAUCUUUUCUUUAGUCUGUAACUGUCUGUAACGGUACUGUACUAUUGAAAUAAAACCUUUGUUAGAUUGUA
Molecule: messenger RNA, 4250 nt
Organism: Aedes albopictus (Asian tiger mosquito)
Lineage: Eukaryota; Metazoa; Arthropoda; Insecta; Diptera; Culicidae
Product: myoneurin-like
Exons: 2
Coding region: 2855-4012 (385 amino acids)
Biological process (GO): regulation of transcription by RNA polymerase II
Cellular component (GO): nucleus
Molecular function (GO): zinc ion binding; DNA-binding transcription factor activity, RNA polymerase II-specific; RNA polymerase II cis-regulatory region sequence-specific DNA binding
Source: RefSeq, a predicted model, not a curated record